AUGGCUAAAACUACAAAGAAAAAACCUGCAACAAAACCAGAUCCAGCAAAGGAUAUUGCUGGAGCAAAGAAGGUUGUUGCAAGUAAAAAAGUUACUGCAAUCAAGAAAUCUCCUGCAACCAAGAAAUCUCCUGCGGCCAAGGUGACUCCUAAAGCCAAGAAAGUUCCUGCAAAUACAAAGCAAUCUCCAAUUAAAGGUGCUAAGCUUCAAAGGAUUUCAAAAAAGCAAAUAUUGAUAAAGAGAAGAAUUAAGGAACUAGAAGCAUCAAAAGGAACAAAGAAAAGGUUAAAAUAUGAAGUGAAAGAUAGCAAUUAUGAACCAGAAGAAGAUCAGAAUGAGGAUUCUGAUGGUUCAUCAGAAGAAGACAGAAAAAAGGGAAAAGCUCAUUAA
Messenger RNA from Chenopodium quinoa (quinoa), 390 nucleotides. Its product is annotated as histone H1-like. The record is from RefSeq and is a predicted model, not a curated record. The transcript has 3 exons. The coding region runs from base 1 to 390 and encodes 129 amino acids. NCBI's taxonomy places the organism in Eukaryota, Viridiplantae, Streptophyta, Magnoliopsida, Caryophyllales, Amaranthaceae.